Molecule: messenger RNA, 2307 nt
Organism: Schistocerca americana (American grasshopper)
Lineage: Eukaryota; Metazoa; Arthropoda; Insecta; Orthoptera; Acrididae
Gene: l(2)34Fd
Product: nucleolar protein 10
Exons: 14
Coding region: 143-2203 (686 amino acids)
Biological process (GO): maturation of SSU-rRNA from tricistronic rRNA transcript (SSU-rRNA, 5.8S rRNA, LSU-rRNA)
Cellular component (GO): small-subunit processome; nucleolus; 90S preribosome
Molecular function (GO): protein binding
Source: RefSeq, a predicted model, not a curated record
CCGUCGAAGAUUGCUGCUCAUUGAAAUAUCUUUGACAGUAAAGGUUUGUUGAUUGUUGUUUACUGUGGGAAGUGUGGAACACGUGCGAGUGUAUGAGGUGUGUUCGGGUGAUUAGUGAGACGAAGUUCAGUUACUGACUACCAUGCAAGUUUCUAAUCCAAAUAACGUGAAGAUCUACAAUUUGAGUAUUGGGAAAUCACUGCCGGACUGGCUGUCAGAGAGAAAAAGGAGAGCACUUCAGAAGAAGCAUGUUGAUAUUCGAAGGCGGAUAGAACUUAUCCAAGAUUUUGAAAUGCCUGGACUGAGUACAUCUGUGAGACUUUCGAAAGAUGGGAACUAUAUUUUAGCAACAGGGAUCUACAAGCCCCGUGUUAGGUGCUUUGAUGUGAACAAUCUUUCAAUGAAAUUUGAGAGAUGUUUUGAUUCUGAAGUUGUAACAUUUGAGAUACUUUCAGAAGACUAUAGUAAGGUGGUGUUUCUACAAUGUGAUCGUUACAUUGAGUUUCAUGCAGCCCAUGGCCGAUAUUACAGGCUGAGAAUACCAAAAUUUGGAAGGGAUAUGAAAUAUCAUUACCCGUCAUGUGAUUUAUAUGUAGUUGGAGCAAGUUCUGAAAUUUAUCGACUAAAUCUUGAGCAAGGACAGUUUCUGCCUCCAUUGGUCUCUGAGGCAUCAGAGAUAAAUAAAUGUGCCAUCAAUCCAGUUCAUCAUUUGGUGGUAUGUGGAUCCAAGGAGGGGAAGUUAGAAGCUUGGGAUCCUAGAACAAGAGGAAAAGUUGGAACAUUAGACUGUGCUCUCGAUUGUGCUGGUGAGUCACAACUUGAUGGCUUCCCUUCCAUCACUGCAAUAAAUUUUCAUGGCGGCUUGACAGUUGGUGUGGGCACAGCUACAGGCCAAGUUUUAUUGUAUGAUAUACGCUCAGAUAAACCUUUCUGUGUGAAAGAUCACAUGUAUGGAUUACCAAUUUUGGAUGUCCAUUUUCAUGAAAAGCAAGAUCUUGUAUUAUCUAUGGACAGAUCCAUUGUCAAGAUAUGGGACAAGACAUCUGGAAAACUUUUCACAUCAAUAGAAGCAGCAGUAGACUUCAAUAACCUUUGCCUUGUCCCAAACUCAGGAAUGAUGUUUGUUGCCAACGAAGGAGUUAAAAUUCAGACGUACUAUAUACCCAGUAUGGGACCAGCACCAAAGUGGUGUGGAUUUCUGGACAGUUUAACUGAAGAACUUGAAGAAAAUCAAUCAGAAACUGUAUACGAUGAUUAUAAAUUUGUAACAAGGAAAGAACUAGAAGAGCUGGGAUUAGAUCAUCUUAUGGGCACAAAUCUUUUGAGGGCAUACAUGCAUGGUUUCUUUGUGGAUAUUAGACUCUAUAGGAAGGCAAAAUCUGUGGCAGAACCAUUUGCAUUUGAGCAAUAUAAGAAGAAAAGAAUCAGAGAAAAAAUUGAAGAAGAAAGAGCAAAUCGCGUGAAGUUACAGAAAUUACCAAAGGUAAAUAAGGAUCUUGCUCUAAAACUUAUGGAUGAAGAAACAAAUGUAAAGAAAAAGAAGAACACAGGUACAAAUUUACUUAAGGAUGAGCGUUUCAAAGCACUUUUUGAAAACCCAGAUUUUGAAGUUGAUAAAAAUGCUGAGGAAUACAGACUUUUGAAUCCUGUAGUGUCCAGGCUUGACAAGGCACGUAAGAAAGAACUCAAGAAACAAAUACUUACCCAACAGUUUGAACAGAUUGAUGAUGAACCAGAAGGAAGACCCAGCUCUGAUGAACAAUCUGAUGAUGAAUCCAGUUCAGAUGAUGAUAGAGAAUGGACAAAGGAACUUAAGCGGCAGCAUCGUUUAUUGCGACGGGAAGCAAGGCAAGAGGUAGUGGAAGAGGAAGAAAAGCCAAGUAAUGAAGCAACAUCUAAACCAAAAUUUUUUGAAAUAAGAGAAGGAGAAGAGUUCAAGGGAAUCAACGCAGCAUCCUAUCAGAAAAAAAAUAGAGCAACACUAGGCGAAAGGUUGCAGAAGGAAUCUAAAAGCAGUGUCAGAAUUCUUGGGGCAUCUGGAAGCAGAGAGAUGACAUUUACUAUACGUAAGAAUGACAAAUAUUCAAAAAUGAAAAAGCAAGCAGAGCUCCAUAAAGAAGAACGACGUAAACUUUCAAGACCUGCAAGAGGCCUACGUACCAAAGGGAAGUCCAAGUUCUGGAUGGGAAGGCGAACAUUGUAGGAUAGGAGCUGCUGGAAAUUGGAAGAUCUUUAGUUCCAGAUAAAGAUUUUGUUUGCAGUGUAUAUUUUGUACAGAAAUAUAUAUAAUUAUUUUUUUAGAAACAA